AUGGCACCCACGCUUGCUACCGCCCAUCGCCGGCGCUGGUGGAUGGCGUUCACAGCCAUCAUUGAGAACCUGCUCUUCUCUGCUGUCCUGCUGGGCUGGGGGUCCCUCCUUAUCAUGCUGAAGGCAGAAGGGUUUUAUUCCUACCUGUGCCAUGAGUCAGGAAACACCACCAGCAGCCCUGAACACGAGAACAGCACAGCUUCAGAGCACAAAUGGCCUUCCUGCAAUGCCCAGGAUGAAAUGCUGAACUUGGCCUUCACCAUUGGGUCCUUCCUGCUCAGUGCGAUCACGCUGCCCCUGGGAAUUGUCAUGGACAAGUAUGGCCCUCGCAAGCUGCGGCUGCUUGGCAGUGCCUGCUUUGCUGUGUCCUGUGUGCUGAUUGCGUAUGGUGCCAGUAACCCAGACUCUCUGUCUGUGCUGAUAUUCAUUGCGCUGGCUCUGAAUGGCUUUGGUGGGAUGUGCAUGACCUUCACAUCGCUUACGCUGCCCAACAUGUUUGGUGACCUUCGUUCCACGUUCAUUGCUCUGAUGAUUGGCUCCUAUGCUUCCUCUGCUGUGACUUUUCCAGGAAUCAAGGUUAUAUAUGACUUUGGGGUCUCCUUCAUCCUUAUUCUGCUUGUCUGGGCAAGCUGUGCAGGACUAGUUUUCCUCAACUGUUUCUUCAAUUGGCCACUGGAGCCUUUCCCAGGACCAGAAGACAUGGACUAUUCGGUGAAAAUAAAGUUCAGCUGGCUGGGAUUUGACCACAAAAUCACUGGGAAACAGUUUUACAAGCAAGUAACGACUGUGGGGCGCCGUCUCAGUGUGGGGAGCUCCAUGAAGGGCCCCAAGGAGCCGACAGCCUUGCAAGAGAACAACAAGCUCUGUCUGUCUACGGUGGACCUAGAAGUGAAGUGCCAGCCUGACAACGCAGCUUCUCCCUCCUUCAUGAAGAGUGUCUUCAGUCCUAUCUUGUUGCUCAGCCUUAUCACCAUGUGUGUCACUCAGCUGCGGCUCAUCUUCUACAUGGGAGCUAUGAAUACCAUCCUUGAGUUUCUGUCUGGAGACGAAGAUCAAGUGGCUCUCUACACUUCCAUUUUUGGGGUAUUGCAACUGCUGUGCUUGCUGACAGCGCCUGUGAUCGGGUACAUCAUGGACUGGCGACUGACAGAAUGCAAUGAUGGCUCAGAAGAGAAUGAGGAGAGCAACGCUGAGCAAAGUGACAAGAAAAAGAAAAAGCGUGAUCGUCAGAUCCAGAAAAUCACCAAUGCCACCAAUGCCUUUGCAUUCACAAAUCUCCUGCUGGUUGGAUUUGGAAUCACCUGUCUUAUUCCUAAUCUACCGUUGCAGAUUCUUUCCUUCAUUUUGCACACAAUUGUGAGAGGAUUCAUCCAUUCAGCUGUGGGAGGCCUCUAUGCAGCUGUAUACCCCUCUACUCAGUUUGGCAGCUUGACAGGGUUGCAGUCGUUGAUCAGUGCCCUUUUUGCCCUUCUGCAGCAGCCUCUUUUUAUGGCAUUGACGGGACCUUUGGAAGGAGACCCUCUCUGGGUGAACGUUGGCUUGCUUGGUGUAAGCUUACUGGGUUUCUGCCUUCCAAUCUACCUGGUCUGCUACAGACGCAGGCUAGAGAAAGAAAAAAAACAGAAGAUGGAUGAUGCCAAACUCUUCUUCAAAAUCAAUGGCACUCCCAAUGAGGAAGCCUUUGUUUAAACUGGUGCUUCAAAUACAACCUCCCAUGUACAGGUUCCUACCGCAUCUGUGGGUUCUACCUGUGGUGAAAGCCAGGCUUUUUCUCUCCUGGCUCUGCCAGUCUUUGCUCAUCACUGGAGCGAGGGCCGGACAUCAUGACUGAGCUUUCCUCAGAUAUAUGGCAGGAGGGGACUUCCCACUCCUUACUCCAGAACACAGGACACUUUUCCUUUUUAUGAAGGCCACGCAGAUACUGUCUUAAAUUAUCCCCUGAUCACACUCUCCAGUGGCAGAGUCUCUGCACAGGAAAUUGGAGAGAGAAGGAACAGCAAGAUGGGGGAAGAGGGAAGAAAGACCAUAAUUUGAGUUUGCAAAUGUAACACGCUGAAGUAUGUUUUCUCCCCCUCUUCCUCCAACCUUGGCUGACAUUGUCUCGGAUGCAAGCUGCGCUCUCCUCCCUCCCUGAGGCUUCAUAAUGGUCUUUCUGCUUGAUACGUAGCUGGACCCGGUGGUUUUACUGUUGAUCCAGACAUACCCCAGACUGUUUGUGAGGCAGGGAAGGAGAUUUUAUUCCAUAUGAGCACAGCUUCAGUGUAUUGCUAAAUGUUGGCUGCUAGCACUGACAGCUCCCAAACCUUUUAUUACUGCAAAUGACACAGACUGUGAGCAACGGAUCUGCCUUCCACACUGAAAUGAAGAGCCUAGUGGACUGCUUGGUCCUAGACGGAGCCUUCAAAGGCCUGGAAUGCCUCUUCUUCCUGGCCCGCAAACCACCUGUAUGUGUUUUAAACUGCCUGCGGUCCUGGAACCUUUGAGAUAGGAAUUGGAUCUUGUUUACUGAUGAAGUGCUUUGAGACUUUUUGCCUUUUGCCUCUUCUUCCCUCCGACGUGACCCUGGGAGGGGAGCAGCAGUGUGUAUUUAGUAAAGCGGAGAAGCUUCUUGAAGCUGAAUUCUGGGGCUCCAAAUACCUUGGUGUUCACGUGUCAUGAGCUGACUUGCUGUUGAAAAGAAUCAAGAGUGCAGAACACUCCUUUGUGUCUGGUAACUGGAUCCUGUGGACAUACAGCAGGGUGAUGUGGCGAUGUAAUUCUUCCUCUAGCCAUAGCUUAUUUACAUUGUUCUGAUAAUAGUCCCCAAGCUGCUGAGCACCAGGUUACUGUGACUGACCAAAAAGCUGCCGGUUUGGCUGUAUUAAGAGCCUUCUACGAUGUUGAUGCUCUGUCUGGACAGAGUACGUGGUGAUUGAUUGUAUGGUGAAGCUGACUUACAGAGCAAUACGUGUGGGUAAAGGUGCCCCAGGCCUGUUCACCAUGGAGGGAAUACAAAGGGAAUUCUCAACCUGCUUAUUUUUAUAGAGGUUUUCCUAAGUCUCAUCUAAAGUUGACUUUUCUGCCCUUAACCUUCUUGCUGAGGUCAGUAGCUCAGCCUGUGUAGCCUUGUGACUAGCGUUAACCACUGCACCGUGUGGACCUGCUCAGAGCAGGACGGUGCAGCGUUGAGGAUGAACAUCAGCGGGUGUGCAGCAGCAUGCGCGCUGGGCUGAGCUAGUGGCUGCGGGAAGGUUGGGGGCAGAAAUAAACCAGUUAUGAAGAUGUAGUGGUGGUGCUUUCUGAACUGCCAACUCCUGCGUUACUGCAAAGCCUGGCAGGGGGUAAGUCAUUCAACUUCUUUGUGUCUGGUCAGAAAAGGACAAGACUCAAUCACUGCCCCAUUAGCUCUAAGCUGGGGAUUAGAAACAACAGUGCACUCGGACCUUCCUUUGAGAAAUUACCUGGAAACUGGGUGUUAACUCCUUUUGAAGCAUGCAGAUGCUCAGCCCAGCCAGGCCUUCACCUUCCCGAAAUAGCAAGCUUGGUGACCUCUUGCGCGGAGCCUCGGCAGGAUCGCUGGAAGCCCUGCAGAGUCCCUGGCUGGUGGCCUUGCCAGCGCAGGAUGAUGAGGCAGCUUUGUGGGACAGCAGCGCCAUCUCGAGUCACUGCCUCCAGCCAGCCUCCUGCGGGCAGUUCAGAUGCUACUCCACUCCAUGGUACCUUUUAGUCUUCGGUCACUCGUUUGGAAAUGAGUUGCCACUUGAGUAUUUUACACAUUUGUGGAAUUUUUUUUUAAUGUGUUGCUUUUAUUAAAUGUGUUUGUUCCAAGACAGCCUUAUUGCCUGCUGUCAACACUUCACUCUUCUAGAACUUCUCAUCUUUUGUUGGCCUCUAGCUUUGGUGAUGAUUUAGUGACCUUCCCAGCUUUUCUUUCUGUUGUGUUGAGCAAUAACUAAGGAGGCAGAGUUUUGAUUCAUUUUCCUGUUCACCUGGCAUCGUCUCAAGUAUGUGUUCAGAGACCCACCAGCAGUAGUACAGCUUGCCUAGAUUUCCAGAGGGCUUUCUGCAGAUUUCUGCAUUUCAUAUUACUAUACUUACUCCUAAAUAUUUUGAGAAGAUUCCUACUCUUGCUCACAGAUAUUUGUGACAUGACAAUGACAGAUUAAGUAUCUUUUUUUAGUAAGAGCUCAGACAGGUGAGUGUCUGAGCCACAGUCCUCAGACUCACAGUAUCUUAGAAUAGAGACAGCUGUUGGAGGGUGUCGGUGUGCUAACUCAGCAUUCCUUCCACCUCAGCUUCAGAAUAUUGAAUGUGAUAGCUUCCACUCUCAUGUCACUCAAAUUCCUGAUAUAAAUGUCUUUGAAAAAUGGAAUACAGCGUGGCAUGUUUUCAUGAAGUCACAGUGGAGAUGAUGCUGCCUUUAAAGUAUGUGCAGCUAAAUUAAAAAAAGAACACACUUUUAUUCCUGCUGUCUACCUCCCUACUGCAGUUCCCAGUUCCUGCCCUUUAUUAGGAAUAUCCUCUAACAGUUUCACCUGAUAAAAUGGUGGAUAUAUGUGCUUAGUGUCUCUGCUGCUGUGCCAUGGUGUUUAGAAGCUGCUGGUCAGCUGUGAGGAAUAGAGCUCAGGCCUUUGAGUCACAGUUUCAGGCUCUGUUUGCAGAUUGAGAGUAAAGUGUGCCUUUUGGCUUGCAGUCACAAGGACUAGUGGGUACACAACGAAGUUUUAGUUGUUCAGGGUUGAACAGACAAAGGGGAGCGCUUUCUCAUGUAGUGCAAAGUCAAACUGUGGAAUUCAUUGCUGCAGAACAUAGUGGGGAACAGAAGCAUAACUUUUUUAAAAAGGGGCUGGUUAAACAAUGGUCUGAUGCAUCCACUAACUCAGGGAGAUUUUAAGUUGCUGUAAAUAAGAAAGUUAUGCCAAGGAAAGAUUACUUUUCUACAUGCUGUAUCUCUUAAGAAGUGGUCAAAGAUGGAGAAAAUAUAUGCUGGGCUAGGUGAAACACUGGCCUGAUCUUGUGGGGUUUAAUUUACUCUGACAGUUGUGAACCAAACUAAUUUUAAAAGCAGUCUCAAAUUUAUCUAUCAAAAAAACCUGUAUCUGCAUGCAAGGUGUGCAAAGACUCUACUGAUUGUGGCAUAACUGCUUAAAUGCUGCAGCUCCUGCAGGGGGGAGCCCCUCAGAGGACAGAGCAUUCUGGCUUCAGCCUCUUCUAAACGUUGUCCUGCAUGGGGCAGAAACAAACGCUGUUGGGACGGUCCCGUUACCCGUGAUUGUUCAUGGGCAGUUUGCCUCGUUCUUUGAUGCUUAUGGAAAUGUAAUUGUGGAUUACUUAGGUUUGGAGUGGAAAACAGCAUUGCUGCUUUCUAGCCAAGUGAUGCAGGACCAAGAAAAUUCCUGAUGCACUCUUCUACGUGCAUGAGCCAUCUUGCGGAAAAAAAUUAAUGGGCUACCAAAGACUAGAGAGCCACAUCAAUUUAAAUGAAUAAUGCGUUUACCUGUACAGCUCAAAUAUAGGCCAAUGUGUUUAACUACUUUCAUAAUUCCUAAAUGCUAGAAUUUGUAGGGGUUUUUAUGUCCCUUGUACCCCCUUAACCUCAUCCAUAUGAGAAGUGCAAGGAGGGUGGUCAUGGGAGAGACCUCAUCUCCUCCAUAGAAGCAUCCCCAACUGAACAUAAUGAAGCAGAAACAUGAUCUGUGAGUACUUGCUGUUUGUAGGAGCCCUCAGAGACAAGGGUGUUGCUGUGUAAAGGUGACUGCACCUUCUGGAAACACUGCUCCUGGCCUCUACAGACUCUCACAUGCAUUUAAUAUGCAUCCGUAUUUAAAAAAAAAUAUAAACAAUUAAAUUAACAGAGUGGGGAAGGGAGGAUGUCAGCUUUUUCCUUUCACUCAUCUGUCAGUACCUAAGCCCCAUCAACACAGUCUUUAUAGCAUUAAUGCAAUGAUGCUAUCAAGAGUAGCAGAGGAAAUCUGUGCUGUUUUGCUUAAUAGACACUUAUAACUUUAUUCAGUUACUGUCAUAGAGUAUCUGGAUCCUUGAGAUGAAACUGGACACAGAUGUCUGCAAAAAAAAAAAGAAGAGCAAAUCUUGCUGAGACUCCAGUUUAACUGCAAUGCUGCUACAGCCAUUGAAAUGUUCAACUCCCACGCCAAAGCCUGGCCUCUUCAUGCUCUGUCUACAAAGGAAAAUUGUAGGAUAAUGAGAUUUUAACCAUUCAGUAAAUCACUAAAAUGUUUUAAAGUAGGAGAUGUCCCUCGACAGGCUGAUGAAUUUGGAAAAUAUGUCACAAAAUAUAAAGCAGAUACUGUAGGGUAAAAAUAAUGAAAUCUUUAAAACUACAAGUUUUGUUGCCUUUUUUUUUCCUUUGAGUCUUUUCUGCAUCUGCAGAGCUUUUGGUAUUCCCUACUUCCCAGUUUAGAAGUGCAAAGUAUUCAUAAUGGAAACUAGUAUUACAGUAGGAUUCCUGAUGGGAAGGGACUUGGUUUUUUAAAU
This is a messenger RNA of Gymnogyps californianus (California condor), 6474 nucleotides long. It is a transcript of the gene SLC43A2, whose product is annotated as solute carrier family 43 member 2. Gene Ontology annotation, molecular function: neutral L-amino acid transmembrane transporter activity; L-amino acid transmembrane transporter activity. The record is from RefSeq and is a predicted model, not a curated record. Bases 1 to 1689 code for a protein of 562 amino acids. The transcript has 13 exons. Lineage: Eukaryota; Metazoa; Chordata; Aves; Accipitriformes; Cathartidae. Gene Ontology annotation, biological process: transmembrane transport; neutral amino acid transport.